AUGGCUUCAGAGGUGAUCUGCUGGACAUUUAAAGAUGACAGUAAACUGGUUCUUAUUGACUAUAUUGUGGAGUAUGAUUACGAUGCUGUACAUGAUGAUGAAUUAACUAUUCGAGUCGGGGAGAUCAUCAGAAAGGUGAAAAAACUCCAGGAGGAAGGAUGGCUAGAAGGAGAACUUAAUGGUAGAAGAGGAAUGUUCCCUGACAAUUUUGUUAAGGAAAUUAAGAGAGAGACAGAAUCCAAGGAUGACAGUUUGCCCAUCAAACGGGAAAGGCAUGGGAAUGUAGCAAGUCUUGUGCAGCGGAUAAGCACCUAUGGACUUCCAGCUGGAGGCAUUCAGCCACACCCACAAACGAAAAGCAUUAAGAAGAAGACUAAGAAACGCCAGUGUAAAGUCCUCUUUGAGUACAUUCCACAAAAUGAGGACGAACUGGAACUGAAAGUGGGAGACAUUAUUGAGAUCAAUGAAGAGGUGGAAGAAGGCUGGUGGAGUGGAACACUGAACAAUAAGUUGGGACUGUUUCCCUCAAAUUUUGUGAAAGAAUUUGAGGUAACCGAUGAUGGAGAAACUCGUGAAGCUCAAGACGACUCAGAAGCGGUUUUGACCGGGCCUACCUCACCCGUGCCCACUCCCGGGAACGGGAAUGAAACUGCGCUUGGACCAGUUGCACAGCCAAAGAAAAUUCGAGGAAUCGGAUUUGGAGAUAUCUUUAAAGAAGGCUCUGUGAGACUUAGGACAAGAACAUCUAGUAAUGAAGUAGAAGUCAAAAAAAUAGAAAAGCCUUCACAGGUACAACUAGUGGGGUCCAAAACUCAAAUUGCAGAGGUAACAAAAACAGAAACCGAUGGUAAAAUUAAAGCCAAGGAAUAUUGUAGAACAUUAUUUCCUUAUGAAGGUACUAAUGAAGAUGAACUUAGUUUUAAGGAGGGGGAAAUAAUUCAUUUGAUAAGUAAGGAGACUGGAGAAGCUGGCUGGUGGAAGGGUGAGCUAAAUGGUAAAGAAGGAGUAUUUCCAGACAAUUUUGCUGUUCAGAUAAAUGAACAAGAUGAGGACCUUCCUAAACCAAAGAAACCACCACCUCCUGUGAAAGGCCCAGCUCCAAAGCCUGAGCUGCUAGCUUCAGAGAAGAAGUAUUUUGCUAUAAAGUCUGAUGAAAAGGAUGAAAAACCAGCUCUAGAACAGAAGCCUUCUAAACCAGCUGCUCCACACGUCCCGCUCAAGAAGCCUACUCCGCCCACCAAAGCCAAUAAUUUAGUGAGAUCACCUGCAAUCCUGUACCCAAAGCGACCUGAAAAACCAGUUCCUCCACUGCCUCCUAUAGCCAAGGUUAACGGGGAAGUUCCAACUAUUUUGUCAAAAUUUGAAACUGAGCCAGUAUCAAAACCAAAGCUCGAUUCUGAGCAGCUGCCACUUAGACCAAAGUCAGUCGAUCUAGACUCCUUAAUAUUAAGAAGCUCUAAAGAAACAGACCUUGUAAAUUUUGAUGAUAUACCUUCUUCAGAAAACUUACAACAUCUCACUGCAAACAGACCCAAGAUAACUGGAAGAAGGUUGCCCGGUCGCUUCAAUGGUGGACAAUCGCCUACUCAAAGCCCCGAAAAAAAAUUGAAGCUACCAAAAGAGGAAGAAGAUAGUGCCAACCUAAAACCAUCUGAACUGAAAAAGGAUACUUGCUAUUCUCCAAAGUCACCUGUGUAUCUUUCCACACCUACAAGUGCUUCAUCUAAACCAAAUGCGACUGCUUUCCUAACGCCAUUAGAAAGCAAAGCGAAAGUAACAGACGAUGGGAAAAAAAGUCCUUUGGAUGAACUUAGAGCACAGAUUUCUGAGUUAGUGUGCGUUGUAGACACACUGAAAAAGGAACAUGGGAAAGAACUAGAAAAACUACGGAAAGAUUUGGAAGAAGAGAAGGCAAUGAGAAGUUAUCUAGAGGUGGAAGUAGAGAAGCUGAAGAAAGCAGUCUUAUCUUCCUGAGGGUGCAUGGACCUAGUGCUGUUAAUGCUCCAGCAAUUUGAAUGCAACACUAUUAAUUUUAACUGACUCGUUACUUAAAAAUGACAAAUGCUGGUGUUGUGAUAAAGAAAAAUGAAUUACAAAAGUUGUAGAAAUUGAGGAUAGUGAAUUUUUUAUAUGUAUUUUGUUUUGCCAAUAUUAAAAGAGAGGCCUUAUUUCUAUUGUGCUGGAAUUACAAAAAAAAAUCUUUGUUUGCUUGAAAAUACUACUGAAUCUGUAUAAAAAGGAAAGAAAGUUCAUAAUAGUUUUUUUAUUGAAAUGUGUAGUAUUAUUUUUAAAAAGCUCUAUACUAUAAAUAUGGUGGUAUCUUUACAAGUAAUCUGUAAAAUGUACUAUUUGAGAGGGACAAACAAGCUUUAAAAUAGCUACAGUCACUACUUUCCCCUAAUGCAUAAGGGAAAUCAAAUUUGUAAAUAUAUAUUUUUUACCUUUAGCUUUCUUACCCAGACUACACUGCUGUGCCUGUUUGUCUGCGAUGCUGUUUAUACUGUGGGUGAUGGAAAAAGAGGUUUCCUGGGCAUAAACCAGAUUACUCACCCAUGCAUAUAGUAAUAACCAAUGAAAUGGUCAAAAUAACUUCUUCAACUUUGGGAUUAUUUCUUACUGCUUGCACUAUAGGAUUCACAAAAGGAAUUUACUUAAAAUGUAUUAGAUUGUUUAAUGUAUUGGGGAAAAUAAGAGCUUUGUUUUAAAUUCAUUCCAUCUGAGGAAUCAAAAACGUCGUGUAGCCCUUACUUAGCUUGGUGUGCCUAAAAACGAUGACCGCACAUCAUAUGCAACUACCGGCGGUAUUGCUGUAUCUUUCUGCUUGUUUUUGAGGUUUGGAUAUUAUUCAUUCGUGACUUUGUAAUUGAAUUCUACAUGCCUUUCCUGAUUUUAAUAAUGGUAAUACUAGGGAAACAACUCAAAACUGUCAUAAUGUCAGUGUGAGGUUUCAUACUUUGGCAAAUUAUUAUCUAAAUACUCAGGUUUUGUGAUGUGUAAUAACCUGGUUGAUCCAGUUAAAGAUGGAGAGAUUCUGGACUGUCAUUUUAGACAAUAAGUGUGUCAUAAAAUAGCAUUUCACUUAUUUAAAACCAAAUACAGUACCAUAUUCAAAGUGCAUUUACACAAGACAGAUUAGUUUUUUGCUGAAUCACCUGUGAUCAGUUAGGUGAGCAUUUAAAGUAUUCAAUGUAUAGGAAGUAUAUAUAUAUAGUGUGUGGUUAAUUUAAAAAAAAUAAGUAUUUGACCCUUCUUUUCACAUGCAGAAGUAUUUUGAACUUUGUGAUCGCAAAUGGCGCUCAGAUUUUGCAUGCCAACUAUCAUGCUUCCAUUCUGUGUUGUUUAAAAAAAAAAAGCUUAUUUUUUUCCUUGCAUUUUAAUCUUAAUUGCAGUCUUGUGUCAUUAAUUUUUCGCAGGUUUCAGAUAAGUAGAAAUGAGCAGGAAUGUCCAUCCACAGUGACAGGAGCCCUGGUUGAUGCUGUGGGCUAGGCAUCGCCUGUAGCUGUUGGGCGGUCAGGUGCGCCAGCGGAGAAGGUGUAAGUCCCGAGGAGGUACAGCCCGGGGAGGGCACCCUGGGGCUGCCUCCUUUCUCCUUGAGCCACACUAGGAGUCAGAAUCCACUUGAGCGCAGUGGGUUUUGAAGUGUCAGAUUCUCAACCGACAGCAGUGCUUCAGGGGAAGCCAAUUGCGCGGUGAGGGGUACAUUUUGCCUCCUCAUGGCUUCGAGCUCUUCUAACAAGAUCACUCCUGAAAAGAAUGGCUCCCACUUAUUGUCAUAUUUUUUUGUCAUGAUUCAUCAACUCAGUAAUGCCUUUCAUGGUGAUCAAAGGAGGCCUUGUUUUCUUUGCAUAGCUGUGCCCUAGAUGAAAAUAGAAAUAAUGGCAGUGCAGCCUAGAAAUCACCCUCCAGCCAUCCCCAUGGGAACCCUGCCAGGGGCUUCCUCUGCCACAGUGCUGGCGUAUUGGAGGGGCCAGCAGCUUGCAGGCUGUUCUCAGCGGCUUGUGUUGGUCAUAUUCUCACCAGUGUGUACAGUCAAGAUGGUCCUGAGUACUAAAAUAUAUUUUAAGUUUUUCCUUUUCCUUUACUUACUCAAGACGAAAGUAUUGUUAUGCCCCUGUCUAAAUUUCUAUGCCUUUGACUAAACAGGAAAGGAAACUAAACUGAAAAAGAAAAAAACUAUGAUUUCUAUUAUUCUAGCAGUUCACCCAUAUUUGCUCUUGAGAAAGGUAACUUUCUACCCAUUCACAGAGGUUAGUCCAUAGAAUGAUAGGGAAUAAUAGUAACUUUUACCUAGGAGUAAAUCACUAAAGAAUCCAUUUUUUGUAUCAUGAAUAUAAAUGUCAGAUACUAAAGAUGAACAGCAUGGAAUCUGUCCUCGCCAAAUGAUUGGUGAAUGUAUUGUUUUACGUUUGUUAUUCUGCUAACCUAAUUGUAUUCCAAUAUUAUGAAUAGUUUUUGCGUGACCACUGAGCUUCUGUCUUAUUUCCAAGUUGUUACUUACCUCUUUAUAAAACGUAGGUCUGAGCAUGCAAAGAGAGAAUGGGUGUGUGUAACAGAGGAUUCUUAUGUUCCAUGUUGUGAUUGGGGUGGUGUGGGGAAGAGCCUUUGUGGUAAGCAUCAUACUGUAUCCUUGCAUUUAAACUUGAAAUUUACGAGCAGAAAGCGACAAUCAGUUAAAAGAAGAAAUAAGUGUUGUAAUUUAAUAGCCUGUUUUGCUGUAGCAAUAAAAUGACCAAGUGCAAUGACUUCAUUUAAUAAAAUUAUCUUUUAAAAGUUGCUGCUAUGAAUAUUUUUAGCCAUACAUUUUUACUCUAUGACUUGCCUUCAGUAAGUGUUGUACAAUGCAGUUGAGGUUGUGGUAUUCUAACAUUCCAAAAUACAAAGUGUGGAGAAUCUCAGAGUAGUAUUUCUCACUGACGUGUUUACAGGUGCUGUAAAAUUGCCUGCCUCUCUCAACAUGAAAAAGUUGAUAAUAAAUUAUAGUAUUGCCAGUUG
Molecule: messenger RNA, 4992 nt
Organism: Echinops telfairi (small Madagascar hedgehog)
Lineage: Eukaryota; Metazoa; Chordata; Mammalia; Afrosoricida; Tenrecidae
Gene: CD2AP
Product: CD2 associated protein
Exons: 18
Coding region: 1-1974 (657 amino acids)
Molecular function (GO): protein binding
Source: RefSeq, a predicted model, not a curated record